CUCGUGAGGUUAUCGUUGUCCACGUGACAUAGCUGCGUCUCAGCGUAGUGUUCACACACCUUCUUAUUUCUGUCUAUGGUCACACACUCACUGCAACCAUAGUUGACAGUAAAAGAAAGAGAGGACAUCUCUCAGAUCUCUCCGGUAUGUUGAUGGAUGAUUAUGGGGAUUUCGUGCGUCGCUUCACUGUUCCACUCUGGACGUUUACUGCAGCCUACUCUUUCUUGAGUGCCAUGGUCUGCAGCAAUACGGCCGAUGAAGAUCAGCCUCAGGUGAUCGGGGCGUCUCAGCCAGUCGUGGCCGUUCUGGGUUGUGAUGUCGUCCUGCCGUGUCACGUGGAGCCUUGUCUGGACGUGGAGGAGCUGACGGUGGAGUGGUGGAGGCCGGACGUCCCACCGGACCCUGAAGAUCCACAGAGCAACUACCGGUAUGUCCACUGUUACCAUGACAAACAGCACGAGGAGAACAUGAAGAAGCCAGCGUACGCCGGGAGGACGGAGAUGUUCACAGACGGCCUGAAACACGGAAACAUCUCGCUAAAGAUCAACAACGUGGAGCAGUCUGACCAAGGGAGAUACAGAUGCCAAAUACCACAGUUGGGGAGUGCCUCAGUUAUUAUGCUUCUUGUUGAACCAUGCUCCGUUACACCGACAGAUCCCGGAGAUCUCCAAACUCCAGAGCCAACCGAUGAGACGGAUGCUAAAGGUGGUCGACUCUAUCUGAGCGUACUGAUCCUGGGUCUGUUUGCCUGCGUCUUACUGAUCCCGGCUGUUGGAGUGGGGGGAUAUUUACUUCAUAGAAGGUAUCGAAAUCAAAACCAAAACUAAAACCAGCGCCCAAGACGAAUCACCGUCGAUGAGGAGCGACUUGGCAGCUAGCGGCGGGGUUUAGGUGUGUGACGGCUGCGACCGUUUGUUCAAAACAACAGUGUGAUGGACAGAUGGUUUAUGCAAUCACCUGCAAGGUCUUUAUUUAUAAGUGCCUGCCCUCUCCCAAACAGUUUACUACAACUGCUUCUGAGAUGGUUCUGUGUAACAGACACAUAUGUGCACUAUGUAGACACCUGUAGUCAAGACAAUGAGAGUAGAGGCAGAGAGUAGCAUUGUCUUGACAUAUAGGGCCUUGCUCACUUCCCAAAAUUGUACCUGCGCCCUCGAAAAUGCACAUCGAGGCGCAAGGAUAGAGCAUCGAGGAGGCUCCUCGGAGGAGAUAUAAUCAAGGAUACAACGAUGUAUCCUCUGCGGAAGUCUUUUCACCCCGUGUAAGGUAAAUCAUUAUAGAAAACACUCAUGCGUUAAUACAUCAUUUAAAAAGAGAUAGAAACGGAGCCUACAGGGACCGCCGAGAAACGUAGUGUAAAAUGUUGCUUGUGUGCCAAACAAUACCAAAUGCGUUUUUGUUUUUUCCUCAAUCUAAGCUUUACUUCCACAGCAAAAUACUGCAUAUUCUGUGACUCUGUCUGAUUGCUUGGCCUAUUAAACAAAUACGUAAAGGAAAAGAAAGACGAUCAACAGCUAAAUCAAUCUCAUAGUUGGUAACGUGCCACAGAACUUUCUGUUAUUCUCCAGUUUGACAGUCCGUUAUAACCGAAAAAGAACAUAAAUAAACUACUUUAACGUAGAUUUUCUUUAAGGCUUUAUUACGUGGUAUCUGAUCGGUGCAUAAACUCCAGUACAGCGUUUUAGGCGGCAUCGAUACCGAUACCGUAAAAAACGCCUGCUUCAUUUUCCAAAAGUUGCCACUCUCCUCUUUCUGACCCCGACCACCCCAACAUGGCUGACUCGUGAUUAAUAAUUUAUUUAUAUUGUGCCCCCCUGGUGGCGCUAGGGCUGCACGAUAUGAGGGAAAUAUGGGAUAUGCGAUAACGUUGUUGAAUAUCACGAUAACGAUAUUACUUGCGAUAAAUAAACAGAAAUUCAAGUGUAUUCACUUCUGCAUGUCUGCUGCUUUCAGUAUUCUGCUAAAAUACAACAAAUUGAUUGUUGAAUUUAAAACCGAUAAAAGGAAAUUAUUUCCAACACUCUUUUAUUAAACAAAUUGAAGAUUGAGUUAAAUAUAAAAGGCACCACUUAAAAAGUGAGUAAAAAUUAGUUUUCUACUGAUAUUUUCUUGUAACUAACACAGAAAAUCUCUGCGUGUCUAUAUGUCGCAGCCUUACGUGAUGUUUUGUUGCGCCAGUUGAUAUUGCGAUGACAAUGAAAAAACAAUAUAUUGUGCAGCCUUAGGUGGCGCUUCAUUAAAUAUACACCUUUCCACUCAUUGCCAGAAUGUUAGGGGAGACUACACGUUGUACACGGUAAAUGCCUAACAACCAAUUAAUCGAUCGUCGAUUAAUCAUUAGUAUCACUGAUACAAUCAUUUGUAGUAUUUUACACUAAAAUAGCCUCUAAAGGCUAUAGCCUACAUACUGUGUAUGUAGGCCAUAGGCUAUAGCCUACAUAUACUGUGUAUAUGUAGGCUAUUGGCUGGGGAUUGGGCAAGGGCCAUAAUGUGUCUGUCCUGCUCAAACUACUGCACUUUAAGUUGUUAAGAGUUGUUUCGGAUGUUUUCAUUUUAUUUAUUUUUUCAAAGUUACAACAAAGCACUUUUAGAAGUAGAAAUGUAGCUGGGACAGACAAUUUGCUUUAUUUGUCAAUCCUUGAAUCAUAUUUAAAAUGUACUUUAUAAUAUCACACAAUUUCGAACAAAUGGGAACCGGCUAUGGAUCAUGUUAAAUGGUGACAUCACAGAAACUUAAACAAUCUGUAAAGACGACUUUACCUUUUGAUAUUAUUGAACGUCUGUUACAUUCAAGCCAUUGCCAAAUGAGUUGCUACAAAGCUAGGGUGACCAGAUUUCCCGGAACUAAAACUGGGACACUUUGCACGUGACCAAAGCGCUCGUGCACGCACACGCUUUUUAACGCGAACAUGUGCCAGCCCAGGUUAGACAUAGACACAGACAGAUAUAGACACAAUUUUGCCAACAGCACACGUAAGCCUACUGCUCACAACAUAAUGAGGUAUCUCAGUUAAUAUUCAUGAAUGUUCUUGGUAUGUAGCCUACAUGUCUAAUAAAUAAUAUUAAAAGACAUUGCGUCAGUUUCGUGGGGGGACCAACUUUAGUUUUCAGAAUUAAAGCAUUCUUUUGGAAAAUGCACCCACUGAACUUGUGAAAAGGUAUUUUUCAAUGCAUGACACUAAACAAAUUAUUUGGAACUGUUGCCACAGGCUUGAACUAAAGUUAUGGUAACACUUUACAGGAAGGGUACAUGAAUUAUUAAUUAAUGCAUGAAUUAAUUCAUGAUUUGUGCAUUACUUGAUUCCUUUAUAUCUUAUGAAUCAUCAUUAUAGGGGUGCAACAGAGCACAAAACUCACAGUUAGAUCGGAUCAAGGUUAUGAGUCACAAAUCGGAUCAAUUUUCAGAUCAGCACAAAAAAAACAGGCUUUUGUUGGGACUCGGGACAAGCAAAUUCAAAUCGGGACUGUCCCGAUCAAACUGGGACGUCUGGUCACCCUAUUAAAAGCUAAUCAGCUCCGUACAACUCUCUCUGUAUUUCUCAGUAUGACUAUGUUCAGAAGAUUGUGGCAUCCGGUGACUUUCCUACGG
This is a messenger RNA of Perca fluviatilis (European perch), 3589 nucleotides long. RefSeq names its product butyrophilin-like protein 9. The record is from RefSeq and is a predicted model, not a curated record. The transcript is spliced from 4 exons. The coding region runs from base 147 to 827 and encodes 226 amino acids. Lineage: Eukaryota; Metazoa; Chordata; Actinopteri; Perciformes; Percidae.